This is a messenger RNA of Penicillium daleae, 1245 nucleotides long. RefSeq names its product NAD(+) diphosphatase. The coding region runs from base 1 to 1245 and encodes 414 amino acids. Gene Ontology annotation, molecular function: NADH pyrophosphatase activity; metal ion binding. The transcript is spliced from 3 exons. Lineage: Eukaryota; Fungi; Ascomycota; Eurotiomycetes; Eurotiales; Aspergillaceae. Gene Ontology annotation, cellular component: cytosol. The record is from RefSeq and is a predicted model, not a curated record. Gene Ontology annotation, biological process: NADP+ catabolic process; NAD+ catabolic process.
AUGAUCGCAGCCUCUCAAAUCCCUAACCCGGCCCAUACGCUCGCGGAAUCCAUGUUGUCACGGCGUUUCGGCAAAGAGACGGUGAACUAUUUCUCCAGCUCUCCAAUCAACCGGUUGUCGUUCCUGCGAAAUGACCAUCCAUUCCUUUCUUCGGCUCUGACGCAUCCCUCUACCCAAUUCCUUCUUCUCAAUAGUCUUGCCCCGCUCACCCGCUCGCCGGCCGAGGUAUACUAUGCCAAAUAUGACGAAGUGCGAAACCUCAUUCCGCAGGAUGUCUUUGAUCAGUCCGAGGAGGAGAUGAUUAAGGGGUUCGAUUCGCGCAAGACACAUGCGAACCUGAUCUUCCUCGGACUGGACGAAAGCCGUCAGGAGGGCAGCAUGACGCAUAAGACUUACUCAGGAAUCCCGUUCUUCGCUGUAGAUGUCACACCAAAGGGAUCUGUGGCCCAGCAGACAGCUUGCAAGGAUAUUAUUAGUGCUAUGGAAGAGAAGGGCUUGUCCUUCUUCAAGACGAGAGUCAUUAGCACAUUUACUCCUGAUGAAGCCGCUAUCUAUGCUCAGGCGCGCGCUCUAAUGGAUUGGAACACUCGGAAUACCUUCUGUGGCACCUGCGGCCAUCGCACGCUGUCCGUCAAUGCUGGCACGAAGCGCGCCUGUCCCCCCACGGAUGCUGCGCGGACCGCCGAAGGCCUGCCACAAGAUCGCCCUGAAUGUAACACGCGCACCACCCUUUCCAACCUGUCCUUCCCCCGUACCGAUCCCACCAUCAUUGUGGCAGUUGUAUCUGCCGAUGGGAAGCGCAUCUUGCUCGGCCGUAGCAAGCGCUUCCCGCCGAAGUGGUACUCAACUUUGGCUGGUUUCAUUGAACCCGCCGAGUCUAUCGAGGAUGCGGUUCGCCGAGAGGUAUGGGAAGAGGCUGGUGUGACGCUCUCGCGAGUUGUUAUCCACUCCUCGCAGCCCUGGCCGUACCCGGCGAAUUUGAUGAUCGGCGCCAUCGCACAGUGUAGUGACGCAGCGCAUGAGACGAUCAACCUCGAGCAUGACCCCGAGCUGGAAGAUGCCCGAUGGUUUGAAGUUGAGGAGGUUGAGGAGGCGCUACGCAUUGGUACUAGCGACUUGAGCUCCGGCGCUGGCCCCGACUAUAAGGGUGGCUUGCGACUGCCUCCCGAGACGGCCAUUGCGCACCAACUGAUUCGCGCGGCUGUUAACGCGGAUUAUUUCCAAGUGGAGAGAUCUAAGAUGUGA